Pyricularia grisea is the source of this 1371-nucleotide messenger RNA. RefSeq lists its product as uncharacterized. NCBI's taxonomy places the organism in Eukaryota, Fungi, Ascomycota, Sordariomycetes, Magnaporthales, Pyriculariaceae. Bases 1 to 1371 code for a protein of 456 amino acids. The record is from RefSeq and is a predicted model, not a curated record. The transcript has a single exon.
AUGAAGACUGUUUUGCAAUCAGCAGCCGGCGCCCUCGUGGCUGCCAACCUCGCUGCCGCCGUGGCAACUGGAGCAGCGGCGUCUUCAUCUGUGCCGCCGCCCACCGUGGUCAUGCCGCUGCACAUCAACUAUGGGUCAAACAACAAGAUUGCCACCAGUCUUUUGGUGCCCUACAGAGACACCAACAAGACCAUCGAGGUCUGCUACGACCUCGGUAGCCCCGACUUUUUCGUCUUUGGCCCCGACUCCAUCAUGAACUGGGGCUGCAGUGGCCUCGCCUGUCAGGGUCCCUGCAACGCUUCGGUUCCGGAGGCCGGCACCUAUGACCCGUCCCGCUCCGAGACCGCAUCGGACACGUACCCCUACAAGGCCGAGUAUGCCUACGGCGGCAACCUCAGCAAGUGGUACAAGGCCAGCUACCGCUACAACGACACGUUGACGUUUGUCGACACCAAGACUGGUCUGUCUUCGGGUCCCAUCGAAGGGGUGAACGUUGGCAUGCCCCAGUACUUGCAGCAACGCAUCUGGGAGGCUGACGGCUCGUGCGGAGCCACGCCUCUCUACGACUACUCCAUCCUUGGCAUCUCGCCCUACCACGUUGCGGACCCAGAGAACAACAUCCUACCAGUAACGGGCCCCUCGUUCCGCCAGAACCUCCUCGAGCAGGGCAAGGUAUCGGCCGCAGUGCAGUCUUUGUGGUUCGAGAAGCCACCCGCCGGCGUGUUUGACAUGUACACGGGCGUUGGUCUCCAAGGCGGCAUCGAUACUUCCAAGUACGAGGGUCCCCUGGUCAAAAUCCCGAGGAGGACACACGCCGAUGGCCUACCCUCCAACUACAACGAGUAUUACACGUACGCUGCCAACCUCUCGGUCAACGGCGAGAUACCCAUCCAGAUGCAGCGCAACGGUACUGGCGCAAAUAUGAAGCUGUGCAUCAUCGACUCGGGCGCCGUCUCGGACGGCCACAACCCGGUCGACCAGCAGGCCUACUUCAACGCGACUGGCCUGCGCCUGAACCCAAGCCACCCGGUGCCAUACCAGGGUGACCCCCUGUCGUGGCCGGGUCCCUGCGACAGCGUCCCCGCCGACAAGUUCAUCGAGUACAGCUUCGCGGGCGUCAACGAGGGCGAGUCCAUCUCGAUCAAGGUCCCCAUGCGCUCCUACGUCCGCUUCCAGAACCCGGUCGACGACGCCCUUGGAUGGUGCACCAUGGCCAUCACCCUCAACACUUGUGGUCUCAACACGCCGUUCCUGACGGCCGCGUUUUUCGCUGCCGACGACGAGCGCGAGGAGAUGGCUAUUGCCCGGGGUGCCUUUGUGGAGCAGGGCACACCCGUUGAUCAAUCGAGCGUUGUUUUGAGGAUUCCUUGA